AUGGGGCUUUGGCGGGUCUGGGGGCGGCAGUGCUUCUGUGGGAGCCUCAGGGAGGGCUCAUCCUUGGAAUCCACCAGGGUGUACCUGGAGAGCCUGGUCUAUACCCGGUGCUCUGCUACACCCCAUGGCCUGGCCAUGACCUCCCUGCCUCCAGAGCAGCCCUGGCCCAGGGAAGAAGCUGUCUCUGCAUCGAAUGAUAGGUGGAAAAUGGAAGUGGGGAUGAUAGCUCUGAAAAGGAGUCAAGGAGGAGAGGACUGGAUUGCAAAACAAGUGUCCCCUGCCUUCUGGCUGGGGGACAUCCUCUACUUCCAAGCCCAGACAUACACCUGCUGCCACAAGCCCCUGAGAUUCUCAGGGGACCCUGGGAAGGAAGAGGGGCUGCCCCUGCAAAGGGCCAGGGCCCUGGCCCAUGGUUGCUUCCCCCAGCAGUUAAACCGGCGGUUGGCGCUGGUUUUUUCCAGGGCAGGAUUCUGGGAGACGGAGGAGCAGACGCCAGCAUUUCGCCCCCGGCACCUCCAGCGGGCUGCGCUGACCUGGCGGGACCGGAAAAAGAAAUUCCCGGGCGAUGAUGAGGCACCAGGGGUGAAGCGGACAUGGGCUGCUGGAGCGGGAAUGAGGGGGCGCCAGUGGCUCCGGAAACGGGUUGAGGUUGUCUGCACUGGCCGCUCCGCAAACACAGUGUGUGCGGGCGUCAGGGCAGCAGGUCUGGUAGAGAAAAGUCCACCGCCAUCCCUCUCCCGAGUGGGGCGGUUAAGGCUCCAGGGGCAGAGACCUAACUGCGCCUUGUGUGUAGUGCUAAGGGGGCUUCCUGAGGAUGCCUUCAACCUUAAAGGCGAUGGCAGGAGUUGGCUGGCUGAAGUACAGUUUGUGUACCAGGGGUUGGGAGGCAACGGUGGGAGGCGUGUGUCUUCAGACAGGGAACAGCAUGUGCAGAGACUUCAGAGGUUUCGGUUCUGUGGUGAUCUGGACUGUCCUGACCGGGUCCUGGCAGAGAUCAGCACGCUGGCCAAGAUGUCCUCUGUGAAGUUGCAGCUGCUCUGCAGCCAGGUACUAAAGGAGCUGCUGGGACAGGGAAUUGAUUAUAAGAAGAUCCUGAAACUCACAGCUGAUGCCAAGUUUGAGUCAGGCGAUGUGAAGGCCACAGUGGCAGUGCUGAGUUUCAUCCUCUCCGGUGCGGCCAAGCACAGUGUCGAUGGCAAAUCCUUGGCCAGUGAACUGCAGCAGCUGGGGCUGCCCAAAGAGCACGCGGCCAGCCCGUGCUGCUGUUAUGAGGAGAAGCAAAGCCCCUUGCAGAAGCACUUGCGGGUCUGCAGCCUACGCAAAGUACAGAGGAACCUGGUGCCGGCCGCCGUCAACCCCUAUGUGAUGAUCUUUCUACCCGCCCUCUUUCGUGUCUUGGUGCUGGCUGCUGUCUUUGGCCAGGUGGUGGGUUCAAAGACCAUUCCUGGGUUCCACCACCGCCAAGCCUCAAUGGUGUCUCGAUGGUCACAGGAACUGCUGGGGCUUUCUAGGUUAAGACCCUUGCCUAUCCCGGUGUUCCUCCCUGCAGUAGGGGGCUGCAGGGGUCAGCCUCAGUCUCUGCCUUGGGAGCCUGCCUUACCUUGCCUGAACUCAAGCGAUCUGCCUGCCUUGGACUCCCAAAGUGCUGCAAUUAUAGGCGUGAGCCACUGCACCCAGCCCAGCCUUGACUUUGAAAUAUAUGUUGUACAUCCAGACAGCAGUGAACUCUGGGGGAACACCAAAGAUGAGGAGAAUGAGAGAAGAGAUACCUCCAAUUAAAGGAGUUAGGAAGAGAUGCUUGAACUUAUGUUUUAAAAAGUCAAUGCAGGUUGGGCACAGUGGCUCGCACCUGUACACACAGCACCUUGGGAGGCUGAAGUGGGUGAACGGCUGGAGCCUAGAAGUCUGAGACCACCCUGGGCAACAUGGCAAAACCCCGUCUGUACACAAAAUACAAUAAUUA
Molecule: messenger RNA, 1963 nt
Organism: Homo sapiens (human)
Lineage: Eukaryota; Metazoa; Chordata; Mammalia; Primates; Hominidae
Exons: 14
Coding region: 1-1779 (592 amino acids)
Source: RefSeq, a predicted model, not a curated record